Salvia splendens (bonfire salvia) is the source of this 396-nucleotide messenger RNA. RefSeq names its product tubulin alpha chain-like. Gene Ontology annotation, cellular component: microtubule. Lineage: Eukaryota; Viridiplantae; Streptophyta; Magnoliopsida; Lamiales; Lamiaceae. The record is from RefSeq and is a predicted model, not a curated record. The transcript is spliced from 3 exons. Gene Ontology annotation, molecular function: structural constituent of cytoskeleton; GTP binding. Gene Ontology annotation, biological process: microtubule-based process. Bases 1 to 396 code for a protein of 131 amino acids.
AUGGAAUAUUUGGGUUGUUGCAAUUUUCGUCUCUCGCGGCUGCUCGAUCCUAGGUUUUUCUAUCUUGUUACGCCGGCGUUGUUAGAAUCGUUCAAAACAAAGAGGACAAUUCAAUUUGUUGACUGGUGCCCAACUGGUUUCAAAUGCGGCAUCAAUUACCAGGCACCGACAGUGGUGCCAGGGGGUGAUCUUGCACAGCUGAAGCGCGCAGUGUGCAUGCUCAGCAACAACACAGCUGUAGCUGAAGUUUUCUCCCAAAUCAACCACAGAUUCGAUCUUAUGUAUUCCAAGCGAGCAUUUGUGCACUGGUAUGUAGGUGAAGGUAUGGAGGAAGGUGAAUUCUCAGAAGCACGUGAGGAUCUUGCUGCCCUUGAAAGGGAGUACGAGGAAAUGUAG